UGUAUUUGCACUUUUUUCUACUUUAGAAUUUUACCUUGCCCUUUGUUAUCAGGUCGACAUUGUAAAUGAGCAAUUGUCCCUUUCCAUAAUUAGAAAUAAAGAAUUUAGAUGGCACUUUUCUGAUUUAUUCCGGAAACAGAGGGCCCUAAAAUUGAUUAUGGGCCCACAACUUCAACUGCAAUUAUGCAAAAACUAUUUGGGUUCAAUAUUCAUUUUUGAAAGACCUGAUAAAUGAGCCCCCCCGACAAAUAAAAGAAAAACACUGAAGUUCAAAAGUCAUCUUAAAAGCCUGUUAGAUGGUUGAAUGUGAUGUGUGCUCAUGUUGCCUUCAGGCAUGUUGGAGGAGCUUGUUGGAGUGACAGUGGUUUUGACGAGUCAACCAGCUGAGCUCCCUCACUUCCUCACUCCCUCACACGACCACCGACAUGGCCGGUUGGGGCACCUUCUUCUUUUCCCUCCUCAACUACAAGACGGAAAAGUAUGUCAUCGCAGAGAACAGAAAGAUCGGAAUACUAUUUCGAAUCUACCAACUGGCCGUGCUGGGAUACAUAAUCGGGUGGGUGUUUGUGAUGAAGAAGGGCUACCAAGAAAGAGAGGAGGCCAUCCAAUCUUCCGUCAUCACCAAGCUCAAAGGCGUCACACUGACCAACAGCUCAAAGAGCGGCCUUCACCUGUGGAGUGCCGAGGACUACGUCAUUCCGCCAAAUGGAGAGCAGGUUUUCUUCGUGGUUACAAAUUACAUUGAGACCCCCAAUCAGAGGCUGGGCUUCUGUGCCGAGAGUAUCAAGGUACCAAAUGGCCAAUGUCUUAGUGAUGAUGACUGCACUGAGGGGGAAACUGUCAUAGCAGGGCAUGGAAUUAAAACAGGCUUGUGUAUAAACAGCACCGGCACUUGCGAGAUUCAUGCCUGGUGUCCUGUAGAGUACAACAAGAGACCCAUAGAACCAUUACUGAGCGAAGCCGAGAACUUCACCGUUUACAUCAAGAACUUCAUCAGGUUCCCAAAGUUUGAAUUUUCAAAGUCCAACGUCCUUGAUGCAGCUGAUGACAGCUACUUGAAAAGAUGUUCCUACGACCAAGUGGACCAUCCUUACUGUCCUAUAUUUCGACUUGGAGAUCUGAUCAAACGUGCUGGACAUGACUUCCAGGACAUGGCUGCAAAGGGUGGGUCUGUUGGUAUAUUAAUUGAGUGGUACUGCGAUUUGGAUAAGGACUACUCGAAGUGUAAUCCAGAAUACAGCUUCACUCGUUUGGACAUGAAUUUGAAUAACUCUGUCACAUCAGGGUACAACUUCAGAUACGCCAGAUACUUUAAGGAUCAAAAUGGGGAAACAUUUCGCACUUUGUAUAAAGUAUAUGGAAUUCGUUUUGACAUCAUGAUCAAUGGCCAGGCUGGAAAAUUCAACAUUAUUCCCACAAUAAUUGCCAUUGGCUCAGGUGUUGCUCUUAUAGGAAUAGGAGCUUUUGUAUGUGAUAUGAUCCUGCUGUACAUGAUGAACACCAGCUCCUUCUAUCGAAACAAGAAAUUUGAGAUCAUCAAUUUCAAGAAAGAGCGCGAGUCAAUCCGAGAGAAAAGGACUCGGAAAACCAGGAAACUAGCUGCAGAAAAAGAGGCUACUAACUCCAUACAAAAGACAGAGGACAUUGAAGCCAUGGAGACUCAGAACAAGGCAAUGAAAAAUAAGCGGGGUCCCACCAUUCCACGCAACACGGGCCAGCGGUACGCUACCACCCUCUCUCUGCAGGGUGCGGAAACAAAGCCUCAUAUCACAUUUGCUUCAGACAAUUGAAAACAACAUCAAAAUGAUCUGCAACGAUGGUCUCAUCACCGUAUUGACAAGGAUAUAUUAAAUUUGAAUUAAGGAAUAUAA
This is a messenger RNA of Syngnathus typhle (broad-nosed pipefish), 1871 nucleotides long. RefSeq names its product purinergic receptor P2X, ligand-gated ion channel, 5 (gene p2rx5). The coding region runs from base 426 to 1790 and encodes 454 amino acids. Gene Ontology annotation, cellular component: nuclear inner membrane; plasma membrane. NCBI's taxonomy places the organism in Eukaryota, Metazoa, Chordata, Actinopteri, Syngnathiformes, Syngnathidae. The record is from RefSeq and is a predicted model, not a curated record. Gene Ontology annotation, molecular function: purinergic nucleotide receptor activity; extracellularly ATP-gated monoatomic cation channel activity. Gene Ontology annotation, biological process: monoatomic cation transmembrane transport; response to ATP. The transcript has 12 exons.